AGAUAUAUUUUAUUUAAUUGUAAAUUUAUGUAUAUAUUAUAUUUAUCGUACAGUCGUGGUCAAAAAGGUUGUCCAACGUUUUAUGAUAUAUUUCGGAAAUACAGUCUAUCACGCGAGAGAUUAUGGCUUUUAUUCACGAAUAUGUGUAGUAACGCAUUGUUAGAGCAAAAGAAUGAUAUGUACGAAUAUCUAUGCAAUGAUACAGGGUGUUUACCGGGAACCGCAUGUUUUUGUAUUGGGUAGUACACGGCAAGUAGUGGGGGGAUGGCGGUUGGGAAGGUCCUAUUGUGUAGAGGGGAGUUAGAAGUUUCAGUUACACUCAAAAUUUGGGACCUUGAGCACCGCACUUUUGUUAUGAGACGAUUUUACGCUAACGGUGAGUCCGUGACCCAAACCCAACGAGACUUUCGCCGGCACUUCAAUGUUCCGCCGCGUGGGCCGAUUCCGGAUCGUAACACAAUUUUGAGGUGGAUGCAAAAACCACGCACAUUACCAGAGUUGAAGGAAGCCAUCCGAAGAGAAAUCCAAGCCAUUCCAUGAGAAAUGUUACAAGAUUCAAUGCGUAACUUCAGGGAACGUCUGGAAACAUGUGUUCAAUCGGAAGGGCACCAUCUACGCGAUGUUAUUUUUGCUACUUAAUUUUUUGUAAGAUUGUCUUAAAAUUCCGAGUUGGUAGAACACAUUGUUUAAAAAAAAUACAUUUUGGUUCAAAAUUUAAAAAAUUGUGGCUUUUUGAAAACCAUGCGAUUCCCGGUAAACACCCUGUACAUACGAAUACUCCGAAAACUUAUUGUAAAACGUCGGCCAACCUUUCUGACCAUGAUCGUACAUAACAUUAACCAAUGAAAACGCGACUGCUGUCUACCAACGUUGCGCAUGCGCAAGAAUUCAGUACAUAGAUUUUGGGGCCAUGUAUUUGACGGGAGUUCGCUAUAGCGAUCUAGUAUAUAGUAUAGAUAUCUGUGGGUGGCACCUCCGUCGCAAAUCAACGAAGGAGGAGAACGGCCCGUAUAAGGGCCCGGCCCAAAGAAAAGGGCUCAGAAGAGCGCGAAGCCACCAUAGACAUAGUAUUGUUAUGCCCGUGCUCGGAUGCGACGCCCUGGGAGUGCGCGCCAGCCGCGGGCUGAAGUCGCGGCGGUUUAAAAGAUCGGUCGCGAAGGACCGAUGCGCGGUUGUUGAUGAUUGAUUUUGUGAUUCUGUCUCUGGGCUCUUGGAGAGUACAGACGUGUGUUCUUUACUAAAUAAAGUUCCCUUGUUGAUUUCCAAUCUUUAUUGAUUUCUUCGCGGCCCGGUGGUGUGCGCCGCGAGCGGAAGUCGAGCCGACGAGUGCGCGAGUGCGCGAGAUGUCGUGUGGACGGCGGAGCCGGACGCAACAUUUUGGGGGCUCGUCCGAUCGGACGAGUGAAGACGAGCAACGGCUGCCCCGAGGAGGAAAAGAGCUCGAGCGCGUUCUCCCCCAGCGGACGCUGCAGAGCCCGUUAUGGAGGCGCAAUUCCUACAAGGACUGCUGCAGGAGAUACAUGGGAUGCGCGAAAAUCAGGCGCGAAGGGAGGAAGAACUUCGAGCGACGCUUCGCCAACGGGAUGAGGAGCUGCAGCUUUUACGGACCUCCCAGAUAAGUCUAUCCAAUAACAGAGCCGCCGGGGAUUUCGAAACGCGAAGUGCAAACGCGGACGCGUUUAGUAACAGUUAUCCGCGAUCGGAGCUCGGGUUUAAAAUAAAGCCCGACACAUUCGACGGUACCACUUCGUUGCGCGAGUUCUUUUCACAGUUCGAACUAAUCGUGCGUGCGAACUGUUGGACAGAUGCCACAAAGACCGUGGUACUCGCUUCGUGCUUACGAGGGAAGGCGCGUUCGGUUUUAGAGACGGUCGAGGAUUUGACUAAUCUUGAGUAUUCGGAGCUUAAGUCUAAGCUCGAGUUACGUUUCGGAGAGGUAUAUUUAUCCCAAAAUUGCUAUACGCAAUUUAUUAAUCAAAAACAGAGAUUCGGUGAAGAUUUGGCCGCGUACGGUAUAGAGUUAGAGAGGCUUUCGCGCCUCGCUUACGCAGAGUGCCCCCACGACGUUCGCGAUAAAAUUGCAUGUGCGCAAUUUGUUUCGGGUGUCUAUGAUGGUUUUACAAGGCGAACCCUUCAAUUGGAAGGAAUUUCGUCUUUGAAUUUGGCCGUCGAAAGAGCGAAAGGGAUUGAAAUAAUUCAAGGGGAAAGUUUCGAAAGGGGAAAAGGGAAUUUUUAUGGGAGCGGUGUUAUUAAAGAAAGGAAAGCUACAGAGGAAGGGUUGGAGAACGGGAGCGGGCGCGAAAAGAAAUCCGCCUACGGACGCGAGUGUUGGUCCUGCGGGAAAAUCGGGCAUUUCCGCUCUGAGUGUCCUGUCGCAAAAGAAAACGAGGACUAAUUGACCUCAAUGGGGGAGGUCAACUUUUCCGGGAAAUUCCCCAAGAAGGGUUUAAUGAUAGGGACUGGAGCCCGUGUAAAUAUAGACACUCUGGAUUUUUGUUCAAAAAGUUUUCUGCGUGGUUUUUCUGUUUUAGGUUUAGUAAAAUUCCAUGUGAUGAUGAGGUCUCUAAGGAGGAUCGCUCUGAAAGAAGACUUUCUUUAAGAAUUAAGAAGACUGCCCUGCCCACGGUUUUUAGAAUCGGGGUUUUCCCGUGCGGCCUUUGGGCGAAUGCCGGGGCAGGGACAGGGAGAGCCCUUGUGGGCGAAGGGUCCCUGUGUAGUUUCCCCUUCCCUGUCCGAAGAGGGAAGAGUCAAGCGCACAAGACGACUCAGGGAAGAAUCAAGUGCGCAAGAGGACUCAAGUAGGACGUCGUCGAGCGGCAUGCGGGUUCCGCAGAGUGCGAAGUUAUUUUUUGGCAGAGUUCAGGCAGGAAGAGGAUGCCAUGGAGCCAGCUAUGGGAGGAGGAGUCUGGUUGACUCUCCUCCGGGGACGCUGGUCUAGGAUUCCGGCAGGAAGAGGAUGCCCUGGAACCAGCUAUGGGGGGAGAAGUCUGGAUGGCUCUCCGGGGACGCUGGUCUGGGAUCCAAGUCUGAUGCCGGAAAGAAGCUACCGGAAAGAGGAUGCCCUGGAACCAGCUAUGGGGGGAGGAGUCUGGAUGGCUCUUCUCCGGGGACGCUGGUCUGGGAUCCAAGUUCGAAGUCGGAAAGAAGCUGCCAGAAUUUUACUGCCCCCCUGCUUAGAUUGUCGGGGCGACAAUCUUAAGAAGAGGAGGGGUAGUGUUAUGCCCGUGCUCGGAUGCGACGCCCUGGGAGUGCGCGCCAGCCGCAGGCUGAAGUCGCGGCGGUUUAAAAGAUCGGUCGCAAAGGACUGAUGCGCGGUUGUUCAUGAUUGAUUUUGUGAUUCUGUCUCUGGGCUCUUGGAGAGUACAGACGUGUGUUCUUUACUAAAUAAAGUUCUCUUGUUGAUUUCCAAUCUUUAUUGAUUUCUUCGCGGCCCGGUGGCGUGCGCCGCGAGCGGAAGUCGAGCCGACGAGUGCGCGAGUGCGCGAGGUGUCGUGUGGACGGCGGAGCCGGACGCAACAGUAUAUAUAGACUGCGCAUUGUGGCUGCAGACGUUUGCACACCUGAGAAAGAGACAACAUGCUUACGUAGUAGCUCUUUCUCUGUCUAUCUAUUGUUCCUCUACUCUUUUGUUUACCCCCACUACUUCAUUUCGACAAAGAUAAAGACACUGCGAACACCAGCUAUCUCGUUCUAAAGUUGGCACAUGUUUUCACGCGAGUAAAGUAGGGAACGCGCAGUCUAUAUAUACUAUGUCUAUGGAAGUCACGCGCGGCGCGGGACCACCCGGAAGUAAUGUAUUGCAGUUCCCGGGUGACCCCAUCAAGCGCAGAGAAGUCCACCCUCGGUGGUUUUAGUGCGGUAGGCGCCCCCAUUGCACACUGGCCUCGAAGUGUCAUAUAUACUCGAGUGCCAGGGGGGCGAGUCCCACACACCCCUCUGUGUCCCAGCAGGUCGAGAGGUGAUGGUCCAUGAGGAUUUCCACCGGGUAAACAAAAAAGCUUUUCUCUUUUUAACUAAAGUGAAUUUUGUGUUAAUUAAAAUUGGCGUACUUAUGACAUUGUUACGCCAAGCUAUCUUAUUAUUUUAAGAAGACUUGGCUAAAACUAAUUUCUCUUAUUUCAUUACAAAACACUAGUAGGAUUCCCAAUUCUUUUCUUUAAUCUUACCACACUCAAAGAGGCACCUGUAGAUGGCUAUAUUCCAGAAAAGUUUGCAACUUGCUUAAAAAUGAUAUUUGUAUUAUCACGCGAGGGAUAAUACCGUGAGACAUUAACGUGAAAUCAGUUAUAUUGUACAUGUCUGUAAAUCGCACUCAUAAAUUGGAUGUUGUAACCAUGGAGAAUGUAUAAGGAGACCGAACUAGGUCUGGAUCACGUCACCGAAAGUGGGCCGACAUUUUUGCCAUCCAGUGAAUCAAAAUUUUGCCACUUGUAGCGCUGGCGUCGCCUUACGCGAUUAAGAAUUCGCCCAUGAGUUUACCGAUCUUGAUCUCGUAGAUACAGCGUAUAACUGUUGUUAUCUAGGGGUCAAUUUCUGAAACUUACGAAAAUUACAAAAGUGAGUGAAUAUUUAUAAUUUCAAUCUGUCAAUUCGCUCACUUUUGUAAUCUCCAGUUUCAGAGAUACACAAUCCAUCUCCUCAUCUUAUUUACAGAUCGGAUGUAUAUUAUAUAACCACGAAAGCUUCAUGCAUAUGACAACCAUGUGUCACGUACGAAUGCGAAUGGAGUUAGUUGAUGACGCUCCCAGUAUUGCUUGUCAGAACGUCUGGCGGGCACAAACAUCGGCCCAUUCUAAUUACGGGCAGUUCGGUCUCCUUAUACAUUCUCCAUGGUACAAGAGCAUCCCACAGGACCUGACUAUAGCACGAAACGCAACCAAAAUUUCGCAAAUCUGCGUUACCUACUUGGCAAAAUG
Molecule: messenger RNA, 4916 nt
Organism: Vollenhovia emeryi
Lineage: Eukaryota; Metazoa; Arthropoda; Insecta; Hymenoptera; Formicidae
Exons: 2
Coding region: 1481-2395 (304 amino acids)
Molecular function (GO): nucleic acid binding; zinc ion binding
Source: RefSeq, a predicted model, not a curated record